Molecule: messenger RNA, 5511 nt
Organism: Carassius auratus (goldfish)
Lineage: Eukaryota; Metazoa; Chordata; Actinopteri; Cypriniformes; Cyprinidae
Product: serine/threonine-protein kinase BRSK2-like
Exons: 18
Coding region: 687-3206 (839 amino acids)
Biological process (GO): intracellular signal transduction; protein phosphorylation
Cellular component (GO): cytoplasm
Molecular function (GO): protein serine/threonine kinase activity; ATP binding
Source: RefSeq, a predicted model, not a curated record
UAGGUUGUACAUGUUGUAGGUAAUGAGUAGUCCGUUACUUUAGUUCAAUUACACAAGUAACAACUUAAAUACAUACGAGGUAGUGUCUAAUCAUAAAGUACUAGGAAAUCUUGAAUUGGUACUAACUUAAAAUUUGCUUACAAAUUGCAGUUUGUUACCAGUAAGAAACAGGUAAAGCAACAAAUGAGAAUCUGUAUUAUAGUGUAAAGUAAAAUGUAAAAUAAUUCCUGUCACUAUUAGAUUGCUAGUAGCCUAAUUAUCAAAUGUACUAGUCAUGUAAACCUAGAUACUAGUUAGUUUUAAGGUAUAAUAAUGGCUUGCAACCAUUCUGUUCUGAAUGCAAAGGCCACUAAGAUCGUGUUUGUCAGUAUAUUGUUGCCUAAAUAGGAUAUGAAUGUUCACAAGAAUGAUAUAGAUCUACAUACAUUAAGAAGUAGAUGCUUUAUGAGACUGUCUAUGAGCAGUAUGUAUUGGUGUUUUUAUGUUAUUUUUUUGGAGUGUGCAUAAGUCAGUAGUGUUUUUCGUAGUGCUGCUUUUUUCAUGUGUAAUGGUCUGUAAAUGGGAAUUGAUUACCUAAAAUUGUGCUGUCUGAAUGUCGCAGACAUAUGCUGUCUGCUUUUCAGUUUUUACAAGCGCAUCUCAUCUGGAUUUGAAUGUUGUCCGCUUUUAAAAUGCACCUGUGAAGAAUGACGAUCUGUGUUCCUCCUGCAGGUCUGGUGAAGUUAGGAAUUCACUGUAUCACAGGACAGAAGGUGGCCAUAAAGAUAGUUAACAGAGAAAAGCUAUCCGAGUCUGUUCUUAUGAAAGUGGAGAGAGAGAUAGCUAUUCUUAAACUAAUAGAGCACCCUCAUGUCCUAAAACUGUAUGAUGUGUACGAGAAUAACAAAUAUCUGUAUCUAGUGCUGGAACAUGUAUCUGGUGGGGAGCUGUUUGACUACCUGGUAAAGAAAGGCAGAUUGACCCCUAAAGAGGCUAGAAAAUUCUUCAGACAAAUCAUAUCUGCUCUGGACUUCUGUCACAGUCACUCUAUAUGCCACAGAGAUCUCAAGCCUGAAAACCUCCUGCUGGAUGAGAAGAAUAAUAUCAGGAUUGCUGACUUUGGCAUGGCCUCCCUACAGGUUGGGGACAGUCUGCUGGAGACCAGCUGUGGAUCACCCCAUUAUGCAUGUCCUGAGGUCAUCAGGGGAGAGAAAUAUGACGGACGUCGGGCAGAUGUGUGGAGCUGUGGGGUUAUUCUCUUUGCUCUGUUGGUGGGAGCGUUGCCCUUUGACCAUGAUAACCUGCGUCAGCUGUUGGAGAAGGUGAAGAGUGGGGUAUUUCACAUGCCCCACUUCAUUCCUCCAGACUGCCAGGCUCUCCUCCGUGGCAUGAUUGAGGUCAACCCUGAGAAACGCUUCACGUUGGAAGAAAUACAAAAGCACCCUUGGUAUCAAGGGGGCAGGAACGAGCCGUGUCCAGAGCAGCCAGCCCCGAGGCGUGUGUGUGUGAAGAGGAUUCUGUCUCUAACAGAUCUGGACCCUGAUGUUCUGGAGAGCAUGCACUCCCUGGGCUGCUUCAGAGACCGUGUCAAGCUCACCAGAGACCUGCAGUGUGAAGAAGAAAACCAGGAAAAGUUGAUCUACUAUCUUCUGUUGGACAGAAAGGAGCGCUACCCUAGUUAUGAAGAUGAACAUCUUCCACCCAGAAAUGAUAUUGAUCCUCCCCGUAAGCGGGUGGACUCGCCCAUGUUGACCCGUCAUGGGCGCUGUCGGCCGGAGAGAAAGAGUCUGGAGGUACUGAGUGUGACAGAGCAGGGCUCUCCAACACCUCCCCGCAGAGCACUGGAUACCUCUGCACAUAGCCAGAGGUCUCGGUCAGUUAGCGGAGCUUCAACAGGCCUCUCAUCCAGUCCCCUCAGCAGCCCUCGAAGCCCAGUUUUCACUUUCAGCCAAACUGAAGUCACCACUGCUUCCACCACCCAGUCCAAAGACCCCAAAGCAGGAAGUUCCACCACAGCCCGGGUGUCCCAACGCGUGCCUGACCAAAAAACCCAGACCCUACCCACAAAAGCGGCCUCUGACCGCCCCCACCUGCAGUCUAUGAAGUCCCUCCCCCUGCAGACUCCUCCGUCUCCUUCACCCUCCCCCUCUCCAGUCCUGUCCCCCAUUCCUCGUUUCUUCUUCCCUACUCCUUCUGUCCUGAAGUCUGUCACUAAGACCAUCUAUCCUAACUCUCCCCAUGUGUCGCAGGUCACCCCACAGGGCUCCCCACUCCCCACCCCUCUGGGGACCCCUGUGCACCAUCCCCAGCACCCCCCUCCCACCCCGCCCUCCUCCUCCUCCUCUUCCUCCUCUUCACGAGCUGAAGGAGGUGGUGGUGUGGGCGGUGGUUCCAUGUCCCUAACCCCGCCCUCCAGUCCUGGGGGAAGUGGUGGAAUGGCUGCCAGUAGUUCAGCCCACUGGAGGACUCGCCUCAACUCCUUCAAGAACAACCUGCUGGGUUCGCCACGCUUCCACCGUCGAAGGCUACAGGUUCCUACGUCAGAAGAUAUGUCCAGUUUAACUCCAGAGUCCAGCCCAGAGCUGGCAAAGAAGUCUUGGUUUGGAAAUUUCAUCAGUCUGGAGAGGGAAGAGCAAAUAUUCGUGGUGAUCAGAGACAAACCACUAAGCUCAAUCAAGGCUGAUAUUGUCCAUGCCUUUCUAUCAAUUCCCUCCCUGAGUCACAGUGUCAUCUCUCAGACAAGUUUCCGGGCGGAGUACAAGACCUCCGGAGGUCCAUCUGUCUUCCAGAAACCUGUCAAAUUUCAGGUUGACAUCGCCUUCUCUGAAGGAGAGAGAGAACGAGAGCGGGAGAAAGAGAGAGAAAGGGAGGGAAGGAGGGAGACUGGCAUCUACAGUGUCACCUUCACCCUAUUAUCAGGUCCUAGUCGCAGGUUUAAAAGAGUGGUAGAGACCAUUCAAACUCAGCUGCUCAGUACACAUGACCAGCCCUCGGUGCAGGCGCUUACAGAUGAGAAAAAUGGGCUUUCGUCUCGCGCACCCAGCACACCGACCCGACAGAACUCCCGUCGCUCGGAGGGCGGAGGUGAUCGCGGUGAGCGAGCAGAGCGCAGCGAUCGAGGAGAAGGGAGCAGUAUUGGCGGUAGUGUGAGUGUACUACAAAGAAAGGGGUCUGGGAAGGAUAAAACUCGCCUCCUGUCCUCAAAUGGGACCCAGUCUCAACCCUAAGUGAACUAAUCAGACAAGCUGUCAAGCGGGUGGGAACAAUCCCCGCUCUUGACUCCCCCCAGACAUGACUCCCUCAUAGUCCAUCUGCACAGUAGACGACAACAGGUAUACUCAGCCUUGAUUCUCACAUCACUAGUGGAAACCCUGGGAUCCAACUGCGACAAUAGGAGAGUCAGGAGUCUAUCCACAUGGAAGUGUUCUUUCAUGCAAAUAAUCUUCUGAUGAAAAAGAAUUACGAUCAAGUAUCCUUGUUAGGAACAAAGGAUUUGAAAAAUGAAAGCAAGCUGUAUCGCUUAAUAGAAACCCCAGCUAUAAAUUAUUUCAUACUCUACAAACAAGGAGAUUGACAUCCGGUGGACAUCUAAUGGCAACAAACUAUACAAGGAGGAACAAACACCAAGUGGGACAAGAAAGAAUGUCUCCAAAACGUAUAAUCAUCCUCAUUAUCAUCCUCAUCCUCAUCAUCAUAAUCAAUGAUCCAUCAGAAAAUCACAAUGAGCUGUUUGAGGUAGAGAAAAGCAAACAUUGUGGGAAAAAGUGGGAAGUUCUCCAUUCCUUACAGCACUUGGAACACAAAAAAGGAUUUCUAGAACACUAUGUAAAGAAAAUAAUAGGGAUCUUUAGAAUGGCGAUCUAAAUUUUGUAACACAAGUCCUGUGUGAUUAUACCUUCAUGAGCUGAGGACGGAUAAGGCCUUUAGUGAGAUGUUACGUGUUGAAGAUAUAGGCUAUGUUUAACACUGAUUGUUCAAGCUUGUGUUGUAGAUCCUGAACUCUGUGAUAUGUUGUGGAUCUGAAAUCAGUCAGUGUCAGAAAUGCAGUGGAGAGCUGCCCACUGGAAGCUGCAGUUGGCAAAAUUUCCAGUUCUGAAAGUAUCUCAGAUUCAUCCCACUCACUAAGCAGGGCACGGAGGGAUGAGCAGGCAUCCAGAUUUCCCAUGACAUGUUCACACAGAGACCGAACAAGAGGAACAAAAUAGCCAGUCACUCCUUUGUGUCUUACAAAGAGAUAGUGUGAGAAAAAAUGUGAAAGCCUUCACCAGUUUCUCAUGUGAUUCCUGGUAGAACUUCCAUCAUAAAUAGAAGUCCAAAAAAGUAUUUUUUGCUUUACAUUUGAAUAUUUAUAUUAUAAUAUUUCCAGCAACAAAAUUAAGUGAAUUAAAAAAAAAACAUUUUAAUUAAUUAAUUUAUUUAAAUAUAUUUAUUUCAGUGAAUAUUUAUUUAUUUAUUUAUUUAUUUAUUGGAUUAGUGUUGAUGCUACUAAUGUCCAAACGACAGGGGUGGAAUAAUUUCUAACUAGAAAAUGGCAGAAAACUUCAAAUAUUUGAUAUCAAUGCUGCAAAUGUCCUUUUGAAAACCAUUUGAGUAGCCUUCGUUUACCCAUCUCAUUUUCAUUUCAUUUUCAAUAAAAAAGAAGAAAACUCCCAAAGGAGAAAAAGCUGGAGAAAAACUUCAUCCAAGCAAUGGCUCCAUGCCUUGGACGUCUCCCACAGGAAAGAGACUUCUAAACCCUCCAGGAUGUAUGACGUAAAGACUGAAGUGAACCUUAUGAAAGCAGAGGAACAAAACAGAGGGAAUGAGAAGAAGGCCCUCUGUGUUCACUCUUCAUCUUUGAGAAUGUUACUCAGACAAGAGCCCAAAGUUUCGGACUCGUGCGUACCAGGCCAGCCCUUCGUACGAAAUGCGAGCAGUAUUCUUUUUUCACACAUGCACACACACACUCCUUUUCAAAACUGAUCUUGUAAAACAAAAUGAAUGAUAACAGGACUUUGAAACUGGAAUGCAGUGUCCUAAAAAGAGAAUUGUAUUCAAAAAAAUAGUUGUCCCUUUCCUCGCCUACCCACGGGAAUCAGUGAAGUGCUCUCUUAAGUGCAGACUCAGGAUCAGUGGGGCUUUUAAGCUCAUUACAUGUGUGAAUGGGGGAGAACCUGAUCCUGAAUAUCCACUUAAAAGCUCUUUCUCCAAUGAGCCUCUGCUCUGAAGCCCAGAAUCUGACCAUAAUGCUUCACUCUCUCUCUCUCUCUUUCUCUCUCUCCAUCUCUCCCUCCAUUCCACUCUUUUCCUGACGCAAGGAGCACUAAAUGCAAAGCAAGGUUUUGCUCUGGUCCUCCCUCUGCCACCAUCCCGCAGCCAUCACAUACACUUCUGCCCAAAAAUAGUAUAGCUGAAGACAAAGCUUCGGACGGUUCAGACAUCGAGCAGCUCCUGCAUCAUCCUGAAUUGAUUUCCCAUAGCACAUUGAAUAUAUUUCACUACUGUUGAAUGUUUAGGUGCAUUGUUCAUUAGAUAUAAUAGGGGGUAUGUUCU